AUGCAAGAGCAACUCGAGGCAGUCGAGAAGGCAGGACGCGACAAGGCGGCUGCGACUGCCCGCGCUGCUCAAGACCGCCGAAAUGAGAUCGCUGCUCUACAUCGCAGCCGCGACCAAGAUGUCCAGGCCGCUCGGUCGGCCGGGGACCUCGUCGGCGCCAAGCAGAGCGUUCUUCCAGUCAUGAUGGCGCCGCCAACGUCGCUCUUCUUGAGCACCCACGCUCCGAGAUUGGCGCGGACGACGAUUCCGACGCCGACGAGCUUCCUCCCGCUCCUCCGUCGGCUCCCGCGCGCGUCGAGCCUCCUGCUGGUGCUCUCGGUCUCGGACGUGGUGGUGGUUCUGGUGCUCUUGGUCGCGGUGGUGCUCUCGGUCGUGGUGGCGGUUCUGGCCGCGGUGCUUCCAACGGCCCAGCACACGGUGGUCGCCGACGACGACGAUCGCCUCGGUGGUCCUGUCACUCCAGUCUCUGCCGCCGACAGCACCCGUCGCAGUGCGAUCACCGACGCCUCGGCGGCGCAGUUUAGCUGCGCGCUCUGGGACGUUUUUGUUGACGUGCGCCAGGACUACCUGAUCCUCCCCGAUGUGGUCUCGGCGCCGGUGCUUUGCCUUCGCUCCAUCAAGAAGCACCAAAAGCUCGCCAAGUCCAUCUGGGUCGACCACGGGCAAGCGAUGCUGGAGCGUAUCCUCUUCAUCGAGUCGCCCGAGGUCCUUGCGCGCAAGGCUGCGCUCGAGGCCGUCAUCGCUCAUUUGCUCAUCGACCUUCAAGGCCUCCGGAUGAAAAAGUUCGUCCCGGCCAACACGCACAAGUUCCUUGCGUACCCGCCUUCGGACUUCCUCGCAUAA
Molecule: messenger RNA, 843 nt
Organism: Saprolegnia parasitica CBS 223.65
Lineage: Eukaryota; Oomycota; Saprolegniomycetes; Saprolegniales; Saprolegniaceae
Exons: 4
Coding region: 1-843 (280 amino acids)
Source: RefSeq, a predicted model, not a curated record